Molecule: messenger RNA, 645 nt
Organism: Nezara viridula (southern green stink bug)
Lineage: Eukaryota; Metazoa; Arthropoda; Insecta; Hemiptera; Pentatomidae
Source: the annotation of a GenBank genome assembly
AUGUUGUUGUUUAAACAUUAUGACUGGUAUAUAAACCCCUGCAGUCCAGAGCACACUUCAGCAGUCGAUAGGAGCCGCCUACUGCCGCCCACCGCCACCAUGAAGUUCGCCCUCGCUCUCCUCGCCGUCGUAGGCUUAUCCGAAGCCGGCUGCCCAUAUCCAUCGAGCAGGGGGCAGCCGCAUCCGUGGGGGGCUCCUCUAUUUCAUUUACCUUUACCAGUACUGCCUCCAGCUCCAGCUCCAUGCCCUCACCAUCAGCAAUUCCCCGCCCCAGCGCCAUCGCCAGCUCCAGAUCCAUGCCCUCAUCGUCAUCAAUUCCCCGCCCCAGCUCCAACAGCGGCCGCACCUAACCAACUGCCCUCUCUCUCGCAGCUCCAGAGCUUGCUGAGCUCAUUCGGAGCAGCUUCGACGACUGCUGCUCCAGUGGCAGUGACUUCUACCACUCAGGCUCCAACUGCUGGAACACCGUCUCUUGCUGAAUUACAAGCUCUAUUGAACGCAUUGGGAAUAUCACUUCCAGCAGUCACUACCCAGGCUCCAGCAGUCACAACACAAGCUCCAGUGACUGUAGCACCUACAACUGCUGCAUCAGCUGGAACACCCACCGAUGCUCAAAUACAGGCCUUUUUGAAUGCAUUGGGAUAA